ACAGAGCACUUUGAAUUUGAGGGCUGAGGACAAACUGUCUUACAUCAUCGAUAAGCUUGCAUGUAGUUACAUAUGUGUAAGUUAAGGGCCGUGUAUACGACACUUCAGAACCAGUCGUUCCGCGCCUCAUGCUCUACUCUGAUCAUUAAGGAUAUUUCUGGAGGAGAAAACGUUUCCUACAGCUGAUAAGCUUACGCGAACUUUUCAUCCCAUCGUUCCUUGUGUAGAAGUGACAUACUUGUUUCCUUUUUCCGACUUGCUGACUUUAGUGAAGAGCACGUUUGUCUUAGCCGAGCAUCCCCUCUAUACGUGUCACGCGCAGUAUUUCCCCGUCGGCCGGCGCCCUCCUGAAGUUCAAGCCCUGCUGCUAACCUGGAGAAUCAGCACUGCCAGUGUACGAUCUAAACCUUACACGCACCAUCAUGCAUAUUACCAGUACCAUCGUCUUGAGUGCCUGUCUCUCCGGGCUUCUGGCUCUCAUCGCCUCAGCACAAGACGUAUCUGAAGGCGCUGGAGUGGACUACCUGGUCAAGUAUGGGUACCUAAAACCACAAGACCCACGAACAGGCGCCUUAAGAACAGAAGAAUCCUACAGAGAAGGCCUGAAGAUAUUCCAAGAGUUUGCCGGUCUUAAUAUCACAGGUGUCUUAGAUAGCGAGACAAUGACCAUGAUGCAGAUGCCAAGAUGUGGAGUUGCUGAUGAGAUUGGAAAUGGCUUGCGCGUCAGACGGAGAAGGAGAUACACCAUUCAAGGCAGCAAAUGGCGAAAGUCUCCCCUGACUUACAAGAUCACCACAUAUACCCAGAAGCUCACGAGGCAACAAGUGGAUGAUGCCGUGGAAAGAGCCUUUAAGGUGUGGAGUGACGUGAGUCAACUUCAGUUCCGUAAAACAACCGGCACUCCUGACUUUGAGAUUUACUUCGCACGCGCUUCCCAUGGCGACGGCAAUCCGUUUGACGGAGCUGGAAAGACACUUGCGCACGCCUUCUUCCCUCAGUUUGGAGGGGACGCCCAUUUUGAUGACGAUGAACGCUGGACAGUGGGAACAAGCCGAGGCGUGGACCUCUUCCAAGUCGCCGCCCAUGAGUUCGGGCACUCCCUCGGUCUGUCCCACUCCCAGGUCAGAAGCGCUUUGAUGGCUCCUUUCUACCGCGGAUACCAGGAAAACUUUGAACUGGACCAAGAUGAUGUCGUAGCCAUCCAAACUCUUUACGGUACCAGACGCCAAUCCACUACCCGCACCCCCGUCACCCAACCCCCCACCCGCAUUCGUCCAGUCUCUGGGGGAGGGGUUACCGUCAAUACAUUACCAAGAGACAUCUCAGCCAUCUGCCGAAAUUCCAAAAUCGACGCCAUCACGAGGACCAAGGACGGACUCACCUACGUCUUUGCUGGCCGAAACUAUUACCGUCUUAAUAACGAGGGCGUUGACCCAGGCUACCCACGACGAAUCAGCUGGGACUGGAAAGGAGUGGAGGGACCAAUCGACGCCGCCAUUACACUGUUGGAGGGAAGGACCUACUUGUUCAAGGGAUCACAAUACUGGAGAUUCGAAAAUCAACGAGAAGCGCCUGGCUACCCACGUUACAUUAGCCAAGGCUUCCGGGGACUUCCUGAUAACCUUGAUGCAGCUUUUACGUGGAGCGGUAACGGACAGGCUUAUUUUAUCAAAGGUAGCAAUUACUACAAAUACGCCUUCCGGACCAGCGCAAGCGGAGUGGCUCCUGGCUAUCCACGGGCUCUCAGGAACUGGAGGGGUUUGCCAACCACCAUCGAUGCCGCGUUUAAAUGGGAGAAUGGCCGUACUUACUUCUUCAGCGGGCAGGAUUAUUACAGAUUCAACGACAAAAUGUUUUUGGUGGACUCUGGCUACCCUAGAAACAACUCUCAUUGGUGGUUUGGCUGCUCAGGUGUUCGUCCUUCACAACCCCAAGGUCAGGCCCCCAACGACGCCAAAAACGACAUCCACGAGGCGGAUAUGGAUGCUGACCAGUACGACGGGCCUGUUCUGGCUCAUUAUCCUGACAAUCAGAACGGCACGAACACGGCGAUCUAUCCCAACAGCGCUCAACCAAUCACAGCAAACUUUAUUCUUACCAGUCUACUAGCUGUUGUACUACUAGCUUUGUGGUCAUAAGUGAGUAAUUUAUGAAUGUUUGGUAAAUGUAUUUGUAAAAUCCCAGCUCCACAUUGUGAAAAUGUGGGUUAAGUGUAGGGUAUUUUUGAGGGGCGCGCUCAGUGUUGAGGUCAUAUGAUAGACUGGCUCUUCAUCUGUGACUUUCACCAACCACAAGUUUGGUCAGCUGACCUGAGUUGCCAGGUUACAGCGCGAGGUUCUGAGAGUAGGCCGCCUUCACACCUGUAACGUGAACAGUGAUUGGCUACAUUCGAUCAGGUGCCACCAAAGAUUUUGCAAUGUUUUUGUGCAAUUGACUUGGUGAUAAUUUCGCUUAUAUUUUUCGCUGCAUUCAUUUGUUUCAUUGUACUUAGAUAAUCCAAGGUUGCAAACCGUCACAUUUGCAUACGGGAAUAACAUCUUCGUAUAAAUCAUGCUGAAAUUGACCUUCAGAGUUUCGACCCCAUAUAUAAAUAGAUUAUUUUUCCUCGUCCACAAAACACCUGGAGCUAGAUAUUCAACCACAUCUAACAUUUACACGCAGGAGAAUUGUUUUAUAUUUUGGAGGUAUCGUUUUAUUGCUAAAAGUGAUGCAUUUCC
Molecule: messenger RNA, 2717 nt
Organism: Liolophura sinensis
Lineage: Eukaryota; Metazoa; Mollusca; Polyplacophora; Chitonida; Chitonidae
Product: matrix metalloproteinase-14-like
Exons: 11
Coding region: 423-2138 (571 amino acids)
Biological process (GO): proteolysis; extracellular matrix organization; collagen catabolic process
Cellular component (GO): extracellular matrix
Molecular function (GO): metalloendopeptidase activity; zinc ion binding
Source: RefSeq, a predicted model, not a curated record